AUGUUACAUCAAGGAAUAAUACUACGAGAAGGACAUGUUACGCGUACCAUUUAUAAUUUGAUAAAGGACAAGCGUUACGAUGAUGUAAUCGAGUGCAUGGUCAAUUUUGGCGAAGCAGCCAACACCAGAGCUGGUCUUUCCACAUUGGGCUACUGCUACUAUCACGCGCAGAAAUACGAGGAGGCUGCAACUUGCUAUGAGCAAUUGUGUACGCUGGAGCCGAAGGAAGCGAAAUAUAAAUUUUACUACGCGCAGUCCUUGUACCAGGCAGGUAUUUUCAGCGAUGCUUUGCGCGCAUUAAAACAAAUCAGCGACCACGAGGGACUGCGGGAGUCCUGCCUGCAAUUGCAAAGUGCCAUACUCUACUCAAGUGAGGACUUUGCGGGCGCACAGAGUAUAUUGAAUCAACGUGGGACUGGCAAUGCGGACACACUCAACGAUGAGGGUUGCCUACUCUUUCACGCCGACCAAUACGAGAAUGCUGUGCAACGCUUCUCGAACGCCUUAAAAGUGGGCGGUUUUAAUCCGCUAGUGGCUUACAAUUUAGCGUUGUCGCACUAUCACAAAAAGGAGAAGACGCAAGCCAUUGAGUAUACUUCGGAGAUUGUGGACCGUGGCAUACGCAAUCAUCCGGAGUUGGGCAUUGGCGCACAAAUCGAUACGGAUGGCAGUGCACGCAGUGUGGGAAAUCCAAUUACCAUGGCCAUAUCCGGCAUAACACAAGCGCUGAAUUUGAAAGCGGCUAUCGAGUAUCAGGAUGGCAAUACUGAUGCCGCACAUGAUGCGCUUUUAGAUUUGCCACCACGUUCUGAGAGUGAGCUAGAUCCGGUUACGUUGCAUAAUAUGGCGCUGACUGAUCCCAAGGGCGCUGUGGCUGGUUUGCGUAAAUUAGCAUUCCUACUGCAACUCGGACCGCCCGCCUGUCCGAAGGAGACGUUCGCCAACAUUUUAUUAAUUUGCUGUAAGAACGAGAUGUACGAAAUGGCAGCGGAUAUACUAGCGGAGCAUACAGAUCUGACCUAUAAGUAUCUGUCGCAGUACCUCUACGAGCUGUUAGAUGCCUUGAUAACCGCGCAAACUUCCCCGGAAUUGGCGGAGAAGAAACUAGGCGUACUAGCGUCUAGCUUGGCUGGUAAGCUACGCAGUCUGGCCGCUAAAGUGCAAGAGAUGCGCGGCACUACCGAUCAGACGGCACUGCGCAGCGCUUUGCAGGACUACGAGAAUGCUUUGGAACUUUAUAUGCCCGUUGUAUUGGCGCGCGCUUGGAUUUACUGGCGCGACGAUGACUUUGUGGGCGCGGAGCGUGAGUUUCGCGCAAGCGCUGAAUUCUGUUCGGAGAACUCUGUAUGGCGUCUCAAUGCCGGCCAUGUGCUCUUCAUGCAAGGCGACAAGUACAAGGAGUCGGCUGCCUUCUAUGAGCCUAUCGUACGCCAGCACAAUGAUGAUAUAAUGUCCGUACCAGCCGCCGUGUUGGCUAAUCUGUGCGUCUCCUACAUCAUGACCUUUCAAAAUGAGGAAGCCGAGGAAUUGAUGCGCAAAGUAGAGAAGGCUGAGGAGUUAAAGGGCAAUACGGGCAAGCAGUAUCAUCAUUUGUGUAUUGUCAAUUUGGUUGUAGGCACCCUUUAUUGCGCCAAAUCCAAUUAUGAAUUCGGUUUGUCGCGCAUCGCACACGCACUCGAGGGUGGUAAUGGUGCGCGGCUCUAUGCCGAUACUUGGCUGCAUGUGAAGCGCUGCGUGUUGGGACUGCUGACAGGUAUGGCGAAGCAGAAUAUUAUUUUACCAUAUCCGGCUGUGCAGGAAGUGAUGAAUUUCUUGAAAACUUGUGAAGUUUACGGCCUCUUCACGCCCGCAAAUAUUUACACUGCCGCUGAUGAAGUGCCCGCAGAUCCAUUGACCAUCGGCUUGGAGGCCCGAAAGCUGCGGUUAUUACUUAUCAAACUCAGCGAGUAUGAACAUUGAAUUGUCAAUAUAAUAAGGAAUUUUUUAUGAACUUCUACAAGAACGUUUAUUAUUUGUAUUUAUAUGUAGUUUCACAUAAAAUAUCAAUGUAUGUAUGUACGAGUAUAAUUUAACGAUUACAUUACAAAAUAUACGUGAAAAUUAAA
Rhagoletis pomonella (apple maggot) is the source of this 2105-nucleotide messenger RNA. RefSeq names its product tetratricopeptide repeat protein 30 homolog (gene Ttc30). Gene Ontology annotation, biological process: intraciliary transport. Lineage: Eukaryota; Metazoa; Arthropoda; Insecta; Diptera; Tephritidae. The record is from RefSeq and is a predicted model, not a curated record. Gene Ontology annotation, cellular component: axonemal microtubule; intraciliary transport particle B. Gene Ontology annotation, molecular function: protein binding; intraciliary transport particle B binding. The transcript has 9 exons. The coding region runs from base 1 to 1959 and encodes 652 amino acids.